AGAAAACCAAAAAAAAAAGGUGCCCUCAAACUCAAUCGUCCUGCUGAACGAAAAGAGCCAGCCGCCAUAUAUGCUAAUCGUCUUCAUUCCGAGUCCAAAACGGACAUUAAUCUUGUUGACCCUUCACUUUUCUUCUUGCUCCUCCUAAUUCUAAGUUUUCAAAAAACAUACCAAUGCCUAAAAGUAAAAAGAGUUUGUCUAAGAGUUUGGCUAAUCUUUAGUUUUCAAAAAACAUACCAAUAUAUUUUUACGAAGGAUGGUCUCUGUGUCCGUUAUGUCCGCCCAUUCCUCCUGUCUACUUGUACUCGCAGCUGUAACGUUCUUCGUGGUGAGUGGAGAAGCUGCUGUACAACUAGAGCGUGAUGAAACUUCUAACGGAGGUGGACUGAGUCAACAAGAACGAGCACCUUUCAUCCACGACUUGGUUUUUGUUGGCGGAUCUGUAAUUCGCGGUUUCGGAGUGUCAGAGCUGCCGUCUAGUACUAGUCGUUCCUCUGCAGCGUCUUCUGGCGUUUUUUUCACGAAGGAUGGUGGGGAGUCCUGGAUAGAUGUAGAGGAGAUUCUGCCACGAACAACAAGUCAUGGACAAGAAGACGUAGCAUUGGACAAGGGAUCUGCGGAAGAUCGAGGAGGUAGCGGUCCUCAUUCUCCUUUAUCGUUUAUUCAAUAUGGCAGCCUUAACGCGUUAUUUUAGCAACACGUUAUAUGACAGAAUAUUAGUCGAGAAGUACUAGAAUCCAACCAGCAUGCAUCUAUAGCGCGUUGCUAAAAUAACGCGUUAAUCCUGUCAUAUUCAAGAAGAAAAGAAUAUUGCAGGAGGAACAUCAAGCAACGUGAACGUGCCACUCGAGCAAGAUGCGAGUACGAAAGCGAUGCUUGAAGAGUUUCGUUUGUUGAAUGGCAUCUCCAGCACUUCAACAACUACUUCUGGUCGUAGAGAUACUGGCACAUCUUCCUCGUCAAGCAGGUUUCCUUCAGCUGCAACUUCAUCUGCGAUAAAAGAACCAUCAUCUUCACAGUUUCCAUCUGCGUCUACUACCACAACAUCUGCAAGAGUAGAACAACAACAUCACUUGCUCAAGAAAAUUGCAGACCCUCUCUUUGAUCUAAACUAUGGUAGUGGAUUGCAUCGGCUGCUUCAUAGGAAAAAUAGAGAUCAACAUGGCGCUCAUGCUCAAGUGCGACAACAAAAGAAGUCUACUUUUUUAUCUAGAAGAGGUACAGGAAGAGGAGCAGGUGGAGGAACAGGGACAGGAGGAACCGAAGCCGACUCCUCAUCAAGAAGAAUAGCAACAGUAGAGAACAAAGUAGAAGGACUACUACACCUCGAUCUCCAUGAACAAGGAGAAUCGAAUUCCAACACGAGCCCCCGCGUAGAGAACAAGAAGCAGAAGAAAUGCGAACCUUCGGUCGCUGUAAGUACUGUCAACUCUGACCACGUAGCACUAAUCACAGCGCGAUGCGGCGACGGGGUGUGGCUAAGCAAUGACGCUGGACGGUCGUGGAGUCACAUUUUAGACGGUGAAUCAACAGGGGAAGAUGCAGUUAUUGGAAUCGAUUCAGUCUUGGCGUCGCAGGACAGCAACAAGAUGCUGAAUAACACAUUCAGAAUUCUGAAUAACACAUUCAGAAUGCCGCAUAUCAAACGAGUGGAAUGGCAUCCGAAGAUUUCGGGAAGACUACUACUCUUGCGAGAAGAUGGCGCCUUGUAUAGAGUCGUAUCCUUGGAGAAAUCUACCUCAAGGUCAACAAACAAUAAGACUAAUACUGUACUACUACCUGCUGCUGGCUCCCACAACAUGAUCAAGAACAUCAAGAAUACUACAACGACCAAGAAGAUAUCAAAAGUUCUAGUUAAUACCACAUCUACGAACCUUGCUGAUGACUACAUCUUCUUCGAGAAGCUAUUGCUCUUUUUACAUGGUCGUGCGAACAUAGAAAGAGAAAGAGGACGCAAUCAGUUCUAUGGGUUUCAACUUGUGGAUUUAGAUGUCGUAGAUUUUACGUGGGGAGCUAUUAUUGAUGACGCAGCACACGACGAUGAAGAUGAUUCGCUCAACGUAAACAGCUUGUACAUCGUGAAGAAACAUCUUCGAGAUCUUCGAGGCGACACAUUGGCGUCAGCUUCUUCAUGGAUCAUUAGUACCCCGUAUCAAGAACUCACUAGUACACCAGCUCCAGCGACAUCUUGGUGGUCGUCCUACUUCAAGGACUUCUCGCUCUUCGGAAGUAGUAAAGUUGGAGCUAGUAAAGUAUCUACUUUCGGAGGUAGUAAAGUUCCAUCAAGUAAAGUAUCUGAAGUAGAACCUUCACGACCGAGAACUAGUACAACUCUGGUGGCAACGACAACUUCACCACUUGAUGAAGAUCAACACCUCGAAGAAGCCCUUGCUGCAGUAAGUAGGCGCCUUCAGCAGAUGCAAAAGGAACUCCAACGCCGCAUAGCGAAGCGUCGAAGAGAAAUGAAGCGACAAGAGCAUAGGAUCGCAGAGGCUGCUCAGGAACGAUUGAUAGAGAUAGAAAGAGAAAAACAACAAUCACAAGUAGAGCAAAAACUUCUUGUUGAAAAGACCAACAUGAUGAUGAACCCCGACCCAGUCCUGCUAGAAUCUCCAGAAAAUGGGCGCGACAAUAAACAAGUCGUGGUGGAGCAGCUUGAGACGGUAUCAUUCUCACAAAAUUGGCAUCAGGACAUGGACACUCCACACCAUGUUGCGUUUGCGACCAAAGAAAAAACGAUGUUUGACCGGUGGCUCGCAUCAUGGAAACCUUGGCUCUUUUCGCUCGUAGAAGAUCCAUCUACUAGUCCUUUGCCAAUCGCAAGGGAGGAUGAUAGUCGUACCGAGAACGACUACAUCGAUGAUGUUGGAAAUGAUGCCGUUCUUGUUGAACAUGGUGAUGCAGAUGUUGAUGAAGGAGAAGGACCACCACAAGAUGAACACCGGGGACCACCACAAGGCCACGCCUCUCAACAAUUCUUCUUUGGAGAAGGUUUUGAACUCUACCGCAUCGACAAUUUCGUGACCUCACAUCGCAUAGUAGGUCGUGGUGCGGGAAUCUAUGCAGCGGCCAAAGUGAUCUUCAAACCUGGUUUGCUAUUGGUGGUUGGGUUGCGAGGCGACAAUAAAGGAUGGAUAACGGCGGGGAAUACGAAGACAUCAGAUGAAGGUCUUGCAGUAGAUGCAGAUGGAGAACAAGAAAUAGUUGUAACGGACGCAGGAACAAACAGAGCAGUAGUAGUAGACGACGACAUCCAGAUGUCGAGCCAACCAUCAUCAAGACCACCACAACAGAAUCCAUCAAAAUACUACUUGCAGAAAAAUGGAGGAGACGGCUUUUCUUCUCCUCCUUCAUCAUCGGACGAGGAAGAAGACCGCCAGAUCUGGAUACGUCAGGGUUUAGAACUUUUUUGCCUGGAUCACGAGAGGAAAGAGUACUCCCACUCGCCACUUCCAGCAGUGCAACAUUCAGCUAAAAUAUGGCGUCGGAUCGAAGAACCAGGGAAUGCAUCACAACGCGAACCAGCCAGUAGAACAACAAAUUUCGGACAUUCACUACAACAAUCGUCAGCGAACGUCCACGUCCUUGCUGUUCAUCCCAGUUUUGUGCAUUUAGCCGUUCCCUCUAGUAGUAGUACCACUUCAACUUCUUCAACUUUUGAUGUAUACGAGAUCGUGGAGAAAAAAUCGAUGCGCUUGGUUUUCCAAGGUCUCAUAGAGUCUCCCGAAGCGGCAAAUGGAAAUGCUGGGUUAGCGUGGUUCCCUCUAGGACCUGGCGUUCCGGGAGGUUUUGUGGCUACGCGGAUGGAGCGGGGGAGAGCUGGGGACGAGGUAAGAUGCUAAAAGCCUACUUGUUUCAUGAUUGUUGUAGCUUGUUCAUGAUCAUCAGGUCGCAACACUAAAAACGCUCAAAAAAUAAUUAUAGUCAUCCUCCUCGUCCUCACUCAGGGAACUUCUCUAAUUUACAUACAUCCUCCUCCUCGUCCUCACUCAGGGAACUUCUCUAAUUUACAUACAUCCUCCUCAUCGUCCUCACUCAGGGAACUUCUCUAAUUUACAUACAUCCUCCUCGUCGUCCUCACUCAGGGCCUCCCAUCUGCGCCACGUCUGUCUUCUUGGGUCUCCUUCGAUCAAGGCCAAAUAUGGGAAAAAGUCCAAGCUAGUGGUUGCGAUGAUGAAGAUGGAGGUUUUAUCACCAUCAAGUCGGCAGCAAACGCUCCAGGCUUCCUAG
Amoebophrya sp. A25 is the source of this 4230-nucleotide messenger RNA. The record is from the annotation of a GenBank genome assembly. NCBI's taxonomy places the organism in Eukaryota, Dinophyceae, Syndiniales, Amoebophryaceae.